This is a messenger RNA of Schistosoma spindalis, 1024 nucleotides long. The record is from the annotation of a GenBank genome assembly. Lineage: Eukaryota; Metazoa; Platyhelminthes; Trematoda; Strigeidida; Schistosomatidae.
AUGAUGAAUAUUUCUGAAAGAGCAGACAAUGGUAGUAGAACUUUGGAAUAUUAUAAUCCCAUCAACACAUUUCCUAGUUCUGCUAACGUUCGGGAGUCAGAAUAUUGUCCCUCACUCAGUCAGUCGAGGAAAAGAUACGAAAGUGUUCCAGAACCUAUGAAGAGAACUCCAGAUUACAUUAACAAAAGAAUUCGCAACAGAAGUGCCGUUAAGCGGUUUCGUGAAAAAUCAAAAACAAAAGCCAAGAGGCAGCAAGACGUAAAGGCUCAUUUAAUUUCAUUAACAAGAUUUUAUGAUAAUGAAUUAAUUCGAAUAAAACAUUCAAAGCAGCAACUUGAACUGCUGCUAUAUCAACAUGCUGCUCAUAAAAACAUUAUUGGUCAACUUAAUGAAAUUUUAAGUCUUGAAGCCCAAGCCCGAUUAAAGUUUCAAACUCAACUCGCUAGUAUUCAGGAGUUGCCUACUUCAUCUAUAGAGCAUUUGGUCGACUAGUUAUAACAAAUAUUGUAGUAUCAUUUUAUUUUCAAAAGUUCUGUAUAUUCCUAGAUCAGAUUAUUUUCAUUUUUAUUUAUUUCAACAUAUUUUCUCUUGUAUAUCUAAUGUUGACGUAUGUAUUUUGGAGUUUACAGCUAUAUAGAUAGUUGUUCUACAUAGUUGUAAGUUUAUGUUAUUGGAUAAUAGGAGUUUCUAGCCAGGAUAAUACCUGCUUCCGGAUAAAGUACUCACAUUAUUUUGAUUUUCUUGCGAUGUUUGUCAAUUCUUUUGACCAGCUAUAAACCACUACUCAUGUUUGUCCGUGCAACUACGUUCAUUAUGCAUUACUCAGUGUUUUGAAAUUUGACAUUAUUUGUAGCAGCUUUAUGCUGGUGAAAUUUAUUUAGUAUUUUCCUGAUGAUUUUUAAAAUUAUAUCAUCCCAAUGCUAUGUUCAGAAAAGGAACUGCAUUUUCGUCUUGUCUUGUAUUAAUUCGAUAAAUAACUACACAAAAUUGUUCUGACCUUUGUUUCAACUACAUGACUUCGUCG